This is a messenger RNA of Colletotrichum graminicola M1.001, 246 nucleotides long. Its product is annotated as ankyrin repeat protein. The transcript has a single exon. The record is from RefSeq and is a predicted model, not a curated record. Bases 1 to 246 code for a protein of 81 amino acids. NCBI's taxonomy places the organism in Eukaryota, Fungi, Ascomycota, Sordariomycetes, Glomerellales, Glomerellaceae.
AUGAAUAUUCUCCAAAAUUUCAAGGGUGAUCUGGUGUGGGUUUUAGACGGCCUUGACGAGUGUAACUCGAAGUCACUCAAUGAGCUGAUCAAGUCGAUGAACUUGUACCUCAAAUCCAACUGGGGUAAGACGUGUCAACAUCGCUUCAAGAUCAUCGUUCUCAGCCGUCCGCACAACAUCAUAUGCCGGAUGCUCCAGCUCGGUUUGGAUGAAGAGUCUAAAAAUAGACAACGCAUGACGAACUAG